Molecule: messenger RNA, 3334 nt
Organism: Myiozetetes cayanensis
Lineage: Eukaryota; Metazoa; Chordata; Aves; Passeriformes; Tyrannidae
Gene: AADAT
Product: aminoadipate aminotransferase
Exons: 14
Coding region: 93-1370 (425 amino acids)
Biological process (GO): biosynthetic process
Molecular function (GO): pyridoxal phosphate binding; L-kynurenine:2-oxoglutarate transaminase activity
Source: RefSeq, a predicted model, not a curated record
CCCGCUCCGCCCCCGCCCCAGGGCCGGGCCCGCCCACAGCCGCUCGGGGCCGGCGCCGCUCAGGGCCCGGCCGCUCCGCGCCCUCCGCCGCUAUGAAUUACUCUCGGUUCAUCACUGCUGUGAGUGCCGCAAGAAAAGCAUCUCCGAUAAGACUCCUGACUGAAUUGAUGCAGAAAUCUCCUCCAUCUCUCAUCUCUUUGGCUGGAGGGGCACCAAAUCCUAACCUUUUUCCAUUUAAGAGGGCAACUGUUGACAUUGGACAUGGAACUCCUAUUGAGAUUGGGGAAGAUCUGAUGAAGAGAGCUCUUCAGUACUCAGCCUCAGCAGGGAUUCCAGAGCUGUUGUCUUGGCUAAAAGAUUUCCAGCGGAGCCUGCACGAUCCUCCCACAGCCAAUUACAGUCCUGAGCAAGGGCAAAUGGAAGUGUGUGUCACAACCGGCAGCCAGGAAGGCUUGUGUAAAGUGUUCGAAAUGCUCAUUAAUCCUGGAGACAACAUCCUUUUGGAUGCACCCACAUACUCUGGGACUCUAGCAGCUCUGAGACCCUUGGGUUGUAAUAUAAUUAACGUUCCUAGUGACCAACACGGCAUUAUUCCAAAAGCUUUAAAAGAAAUUCUGUCUACUUGGAGCUCAGAAGAUGUAAAAAAUCACAGCCAUCACCUUCCCAAAUUCCUGUACACUAUUCCAAAUGGGUGCAACCCAACUGGCAACUCUCUGAGCACAGAGCGCAAGAAGGAGAUUUACCAGCUUGCAAGACAAUAUGAUUUCCUCAUAAUAGAAGAUGAUCCUUACUACUUUCUUCAGUUUGAAAAGCCAUGGGCUCCAACUUUCCUCUCAAUGGAUGUGGAUGGCCGAGUUAUCAGGACCGACUCUUUCUCUAAAAUUCUCUCAUCUGGGUUAAGAAUAGGCUUUCUGACAGGUCCCAAGCCUCUUAUCGACAGAGUUGUUCUACACAUUCAGGUUUCAACAAUGCACACCAGCACUUUCACACAGAUUAUGGUAUCACAGCUGCUUCAGCAGUGGGGACAAAAGGGUUUCUUGGAGCAUAUUGACAGAGUGGUGGAUUUCUACAGGACCCAGCGGGAUGCAAUGCUCCUUGCUGCUGACAAGUGGUUGAAAGGCUUGGCUGAAUGGUACCCUCCUGCUGCUGGCAUGUUCUUAUGGAUCAAAAUUAAGGGUAUUUCUGAUACACAGCAGCUGAUAAUGGAAAAAGCUUUGCAGAAAGAAGUAUUACUGGUUCCUGGAGGAGCAUUUAAUAUCAAUAGUUCAGAGCCGAGUUCUUAUGUCAGAGCCUCCUUUUCUCUGUCUUCUCCUACUCAGAUGGAUCUGGCCUUCAAGAGACUGGCUGACCUUAUAAAAGAAUCUUUGUGAAAAUGCUAAAUAGGGCUCUUGCAGCAAUCAGAAUCACCUGCAGAAAAUAUUUAUUAACAUUUGGAUUUCAUCAGAACACUUUAUAAGCAAGCACAAUACAGUAGGUGUUUCCUUAGAUAUUCUCAGCUAAAAAAAAAGACAAAAAAUGGAAGCGAAAAACAAUUUGCCUAAUUUAUUCUGACGUGGCAUUUCAUUACUAAAUGUAUUACAAUUCAAAAAAAUUUAAAAUACUCAAAACCAAAUUGUUCUAUUUCCUGUCAAAUCUAUGGUUUUGUUAGAUUUGAAUAAACUUAUGUUCUGACUUUUGUUUUCCAUAUAGUUUGGGAAACAGAGAAAUCAGUUACUUAGGAAGUUGAACUUCAAGUGGUCUUAGCCACUGUUACUUAAUCUCAACUGAUACAUUCCUCCAACAUCUUCCAUUGGAAUUGAUUUGUGUGUCACUUUCCUUCUUGUCCUACUGUAUGGCAUCUGGUUUUGAGGACUUGAGGAUCAGUAUUUAAUUUUACUAAAGUUUUGACAGAUAAAACUGAUAUAAGAAUGUUAAAAAAAAAGAAAACUGAUCCAAUAAAAUUAGGAUAUGAUUACAUAUAAAAUUGUAUGGCCUGAGGUCCCUUGCAAUUUGCAUGGGCUUUGCAGCUCAUUUUCUAAUUUGUAAAAGGUUUUCUGAUUGCUGGCUUUUACCUCAGUCUGUGAAUAAUAACUCUGUACCUGUGUUGGAAAAUCCCUUGUUUGCAAAGGCAUGUAGAUAGAACAGCUCUUGGUUAAUCGGUCAGAUGUGCUUCUAAACAGAGAGCGUAUGUAACUGAACAGGGGACAUAGAAAUUCCAGCAUACAAUAAACAUGACCCAAAAUCCUGGGACAGGCCAAUGGUAUUUUAUCUCUGUUAAUGCUUGAUUUUUUGGAUGAAACUGCAAGAAAGUACUGUAAGUUCAUUAUUAACCAAACGCAAAGAAAGUUCAAAGGUCUGUGUAAAUCAAGGAACAGAAAUACCUUCAUGUUAAUUUUUUCCAGAACAUUUCACAGUAUAUUCACUUGUUAUAUCAAUUCAAAUCUGAUUUAAAUAUAACUUUGAAGGUAUUCUCCGAAGUCUGUACAGCUAUAGGGAAUCUUCUAGCUGCAGUCAGAUUUGUUAAUGUAUUUCCAGGAUAUUCAUUCACAAAACGAGUCAGCAAGACCCUUAUUCUUCUCCCAUGGUAACGUCUGAGCUUUGCGGGGUUACACAACAGCUUCUAUAAUCACUAUGAGAAAAGUGAGGUACAGCAUGGUAUUCCUGGGAGCAAUGUUAGAACAAUGAAAAUGUAUCUUUCUUUGCAUUUUUCAUUCAGAAUUAUUACAGUUUGAACACUUCAAUUGUUCUGUUCCUGUGUAAGACACAGUCUAGAAUGGGCUGCUCAAAAACUGUUAUUGAAUAAUAAAGAAAACAAGAUGGAUUAGGGCAUGCACCAGUACAGCUCAAUGGGGUUCUUUUACGUAUUUGCCCCAGUGGAUCCCAAUCCAGACUGCAGCAGCAGGACCGAAAGCACUGUGGAUCUGUAGGUUACAAGAUUUUAAAAUACGAGGUUCCAUAAAGCAACAAUUUUUAAAGGCUGAAGCUUAAAAUGGAACUUGCAUUCAUAACUUAGGGGACAAUGCCCCAAAACUAAACCAGCUGUUUUCAACAAUAACUCCACAAAUUCUUAGACACCACCACUGAUGCUCAGGGACUGACAUUGAGUUAGAUGAAAUAAUUCUCUGCAUGCUUACAGUUCAACACAAAAACUGCCUGUUUGUAUACACACGUAAUUUCUCUCUUCCAGUGAAUUCCCCAUAAAAUUCUUUUUUCCCCUCAAUUAUUCAUUAAUCACAGCUGUGCUGAAGGGCUCUUGUUUGAAAGUAAAGGGGGAUAUUUUCCUUCAGAUCAUUAACCUGUGUGAACCUGGAAUUUGUGAAUGUGUUUUAUGCAUAAUAAAUGGAAUUACGUUGAA